UUGGGUUUUGCUCUGAACAAAAUAAAUUUUGUCCAUGGAGGCCACAUUAGAGCAGCCACGUUGGGUGUCCCCAUCACUGAUGCCAGCCGAGGUGACGCAUGGUUACCCAGCUGACUCCAGCUAUCUGUCGCACAUGGAGGAAGACUUGGUCUUCCCUGGCACGGAAGCAGAGCAUGGCUGUUUGCCCUCUGUCUUCUCCAACCCCAUGCACGGGCGCAACGCUGCAGCAUACAGACACAGCCCAGUGCGGCAGGGGUACUCCGCUCCCUUUCUGAACGCCCUGCCGUGGUUGGAGGGCUCUGGUGCUCAUUCUCUCUCUGCUCCUUACCCCUCACCUGCCUCCUCCUGGCAUAGCAGUGCCUUCUCCAAGAGCUCGGCGCACCCCCAGUCCUCCAGUGCCUCCGUGUACCAUCCGUCUGUCCCUCUCUCCUCUGUUAAAGCCCCGCAGACCCACCUUCAGUCUCCCAUCCCGGACUGCAAGGAGAACCUCCAGCUUCAGGAUGGCGUGAAAGAUGAGCGAGCCAGCCCUUCAAGGGGUGACGAGGGCUUUGGGGGAGUUUAUUCAGUUAACCACACCACUGGUGGCGCGUAUACCUACGCUCACGUACCGCCACAGUCGCACAUCCACACCCAGUCACUGGGACACUACAGUUCUUACGGCAACCAGGUUCAGGAUUUCAGCAGCACCCUGUACUCGCUCUCUUUCUCCCCAAAACUACGUGUCAAUAUGAGACUGUCUCCAACAGAAGCACGGGAGUGUGUGAACUGCGGGGCCACUGCUACACCUCUGUGGAGGCGGGAUGGUACAGGGCACUACCUCUGCAAUGCCUGCGGCCUGUACCACAAGAUGAAUGGACAAAACAGACCCCUAAUCAGGCCAAAGAAGAGAUCGGUCGUCAGUAAGAGGGCUGGCACACAGUGUGCCAACUGCCAGACCAGCACCACCACGCUCUGGCGGCGGAAUGCGAAUGGCGAGCCCGUGUGCAAUGCCUGUGGCCUCUAUUUCAAACUGCACAAUGUGAACAGACCCCUCACUAUGAAGAAAGAAGGAAUUCAGACCCGUAACCGCAAGGUAUCCAGCAAGAGCAGGAAAGGCAGGAAAGGGAAGAACACUGCCGAAUUUGAUCCGUACUUGGACGCCUCCAAGACCCAUGGCUCAGAGCCGCCCUUCGACUCCUUCUCCCAAGGCACAGCGACCCUGGGGGCCUAUGGCCACACCUCCUUCCCAAUAAGCCCCUCCCCCACUUUCCACAACCCCACCCACCUCUCCUACCCAUAUCAUCCAGCUGCAGCCAUCUUGUCCAGCAUGAUGUGA
Electrophorus electricus (electric eel) is the source of this 1315-nucleotide messenger RNA. RefSeq names its product GATA binding protein 1b (gene gata1b). Gene Ontology annotation, biological process: negative regulation of transcription by RNA polymerase II; positive regulation of transcription by RNA polymerase II; cell fate commitment. The record is from RefSeq and is a predicted model, not a curated record. Lineage: Eukaryota; Metazoa; Chordata; Actinopteri; Gymnotiformes; Gymnotidae. Gene Ontology annotation, molecular function: zinc ion binding; RNA polymerase II cis-regulatory region sequence-specific DNA binding; DNA-binding transcription factor activity, RNA polymerase II-specific. Gene Ontology annotation, cellular component: nucleus.